Messenger RNA from Monopterus albus (swamp eel), 3369 nucleotides. RefSeq names its product IQ motif containing K (gene iqck). The coding region runs from base 242 to 1186 and encodes 314 amino acids. The transcript has 10 exons. The record is from RefSeq and is a predicted model, not a curated record. Lineage: Eukaryota; Metazoa; Chordata; Actinopteri; Synbranchiformes; Synbranchidae.
UAUUUUCUUAUACGUACACUAACUGCAAGGAACAUGUUUUAUUUAGAACAAAAAAGGCUAAAGGGACCCAAACUCGACGUUGUCUGUUGUGACCACGGGUAUGAACUAUGUGCGAGUCCACAAUGGCCUGAUCACGGAAAACAAAACUAAUGGCCCACUGCCCUGUUCUGGUGUUUACACCGGAAGUGCCCCUUGGCGACCAACGAGUCCCUAGCAACCGCCAGCGAAAACUAACACAAAAAUGGCAAAGACCGUCGGUGCCAAAAAAUCACUUUGGGAACAAGUGUGUGAAGAGUAUGAAGCUGAGCAGCCCAGUCCUCCCAGUGCUGUGUGGACAGAUAGAAGCUCAGUGAGCACCCAGUUCUCCCAGUACAGCGCCAGCACACCCUCCCCGGCCUUUUAUGGACUCACCACAGCCAAGGUGGUUGUAGAUGAUUAUCAUCUGAGAGACUCUGACCCACUUCUGUGCCAACUUGAUCUUGCUGACUACUCUGUGUUAGGAAAACCUCCUUCUCCAAGCCAAAAGUCCCUGUCAGCAGUUAGAACUGCAUCGACUCCACAACAUCCUGUGACAAAGUUCUUGGAGAAGAGAGUGUUUCCAGUGUUGUUGCCUGGACUGGAGGCUUUGCUGAAAGAAGCUCAGAAACAUGGAUGUUUCCAGAGGAAGCAAACACCAUUUAACCCAUGUGACUUUCUAACUGAGUGGUUAUACAACCAUAACCCCCACAGACAAGGACAGGUCCCCGUGAACUUCCAUGACAUCCCCUUUGUCAAGGACUGGCUCAUCAUGCAUCCUAGGCCUCCAAUCCCUCUGUUUCUGCUGCUGAGCGAGGAUCAGGCUGCUCUGCACGUCCAGGCAUUCUGGAGGGGAUACAAGGUCAGGGCACGUCCAGAUGUACAGGAGCUGCGCCAGUGGCAGAAAGAACUGAGAGAGAACCAUGACAAUAACGAAACUGUCAAACAGUUCUGGUCCCACCCAGGAAGCCGAGUGAGCUCAGCGAUGACAGACCUUCCAGCAAGUCCUCAGCAUGGCAACUCUGAUGUGUCCAUCCAAGUGGUUCCCGCCACCCCUCAGAGCAACAUGGUCCACACUCCCAUCGCUCAGAUGUCCUCUGAGGCCGAUGGGUGGCUGAGUCCCAGCCUGCACAGCAUAGAGGAAAAUGGCAUUCACACCCUCACUAAAUAAUUUCCUGGUUGUAGCCAAACCUGUGACAAAUCCCUGACUGCAAUCUCCAUCUUCGUUAGGAACGGUGGUGGUACUGAAAUCAUUAGCUCUGUGUACAGUGGUGUUUAAAGGCUAUUAAACUCUGUUAGGUGGAUGUCUGACCAAAAUGAUCAGUCAAACAAGCCAUUAUAAAGGCCUGUAUCACUUUGUUAUGACCAGGCAGAGAUUUACAGUCUGAGAACCAUGUCUAAUUAGUUGAUUGCUUUCAUUGCCUUUUUGAUGGAUCACUUCCCCGCUUGAGUUUUGCCCAACAAAUGAACACCAUAUAGUACGGUUCACAUAUUCUACUGUCGGGAGUGAAACCUCUUGUAACAGAUGUAAUAUUUCCCCUCUGUGCCUCUAGGUGAUAGCUCACUGGAAGAGAAUCAAACAUAUUUCCUUGACUUGUCAUUUGCCUUUUCCUUAGCAAUACAUGUCACUCCACAAAGGAGGUUAUAACGUUUCCAUUCAAGCCAGGACUUGAGGCCAGAGUGAAAGGUGACUUGUCAUACAGAGCAGCACUUCCUAUCCUGUUUAUCAGGAAAGGAAAUUACCCUGCGAUGGAAACGAAGAGUGUUUAAAAGCAUCACUCAGAUCUGACAGUGCAGUGAAAAGAAACGGUCGAUAUACUCUUGAGAGCUUACUAUUUUAAGGGAUAAUAAUCUUGUAAUACAUCUCCUAACUCUGUGUGUUGGUUUGUUGCUUGGUCUAAUAUAUGGAAACAACCACUCAUAUAUGACACUGUACGAUGGUAUACUUGUGUAGUAUAUGUUACGAAAUAAUGGUAUACUUCUGUAGUAUUUUUAGUAUUUUUGGUCUUUUGCAUGAUGUGACUAAUUGGUUGGAGUUUUUGCAGCUGGUGGCUAUCAAACUUCAUCUUACAAGCCAUGGAUCCGCCAUGGAAAGUUCAUAUUCUGGACAAAAAGACUGCAUACUGCUCAGCUGAAUCUGCAGUUCUUUGCUCUUCUUCAUGUCAGCUUUACAGACUCUCUGGCUUGUAACUGUCUUUCCCUGACUUUGUGUCAAUUAAAGUGAAUAAAGUGCACUCCUGGCACAUUUCCAUCACUCCUUGCACCCAGCACACCUGAGAGGACACUUCUGGUUUCCUCGCCAGUGUCUCUGCAGAGCAGCGAGGUGGCGGUCUUGUGAUAGAUGGCUUUCCUGACCAUCCCAGUCACCAGUGCACACUGCCUCGCAGUGCGGCAUGAGGAAGGUCAUGUAUCUCCCUUUGCAGGUGCUGUAUGUAGAGUCUGGGGGACAGCUGCCACAGGGUAAGGUGAUAAAACAGCCCAUUUCAUUCUGGGGACAUCUGAUAGUGCAGCCAGCUCCACAGAGUCUAGUAGCACUGGGCCUGACUGAAACUGGAUCACACAGCAACAGAAGGGAGUGCACACCCAGCUGCCAGAGAAAAGCCAGAUAACAACUGGUUCUGGACUACGAUUCCAAGCUUAAGGUGGAAGUGUAAAAUACAACUGUGUUUACACAGAGAGAACCGAGCGAAACUGAAACAUUUCAGCUCUGUGUGGACUGGGAUUACACUGAUUCAAAGUUACAUUAACACAAUGUUCUUAAAUAUAACUGGUAAAGCAAAUAUUAUUGCCAUGUCAUGUCUAGGGUCUUAUGUGUAAAAGCUGCUGACACCUGUAGAACUGAUACUUCAUCUUUGGGAUUUAAAAGAAAUUGUUGGAUUUUAAAUUUUCCCCCUCUUUGAUUUACUAAGGAAACUGGCUGUUUGCAGCAGCUUUAUAUUAACCAGACAUAAGUGGUAUCAGUCUUCUCUUAACUCUUGGCGAGCAAGUGAAUUCAUCUUUUGCGGAUUUUGCUGUGGAAUUUGUUUUAAAAUCUGAUAAGGAUUUUGUGUAUUUUAUUUUUCAGCACUCCAACAAUGACAUCUAUCAACCUCAGUAUUUGUCUAGCUCUUAUUUUGGCACUGUAUCACUACCUGGAAAAAAAAAACACCAUAUACAAUUGAACGUUAACUACAAACAUGACACUUUAUUGAACUUUUUUUCCUGAAUCAGUUACAGAAUCAAGAGAGUUAACUUUUUCUUUUCUAUUCUUUUUUUAAUUAGGGGAAUCGUGUUCUAUACAUAGGCAUGCUGCGUCACUGCACAGUCACAGCUGUGAAAACCAAUAUCACCCCUGUCAGCUGCCCCAUCGGAACA